This is a messenger RNA of Bradysia coprophila, 1004 nucleotides long. RefSeq names its product zinc metalloproteinase nas-8-like. The record is from RefSeq and is a predicted model, not a curated record. Gene Ontology annotation, biological process: proteolysis. Gene Ontology annotation, molecular function: metalloendopeptidase activity; zinc ion binding. Lineage: Eukaryota; Metazoa; Arthropoda; Insecta; Diptera; Sciaridae.
CUGUAAGAAGUUCAGCAAUCGUAUAUUUCUGUCGUUAAUUAAAUUCAAGGCAACCAAAGAAUUUCAUCUCAUUCUCUUCUAGGCACAAAGUCUACAGACAGAAUAAAAUUUCCGUAAAAUAUGGUUCAGUCUAAAACACUCAUUCUGUUUUGUUCAUUGCUAGUGAUAUGUGUUUUCUCUGCACCACUUGACGAUGAUGAGGACGACGAGGACGAUGUCGAAAUGAACGAUGAAGAGUUAAGUGCGAAUAGUGAAAACAGUACUGUAAGUCUAUCGGCUCCCAAUCCAACUCCAAAUAAAUGGCCUAUGACAGACCAAAAGCCUUAUCGAGUAAUUGUUCCAAUUGUGAUCCGCGAAAAAGACUUCACAAACGAAGCUCUGGAGAAUUUUCGGGCUGGUUUGCAAGACAUAGAAGAAAAAACUUGUGUUCGAUUCGUUGAUCGCUUACCUCGUCACAAAGACUUCAUAUUCGUACAUGAUAACGGAAAAGGCAAGUGCUGCUCAAGGGUAGGCAAAGGCGGUGGAAAACAAUCUCUGAAGUUAACGAACAACUGCAUGCUAGUACGAAAGAAAUGCGUUCACGAAGUCUUACAUGCCCUUGGCUUCCAUCAUAUGCAUCAACGCUACGAUCGAGAUAAUGCUAUCACCAUCAAAUGGGAGAAUAUUGAGGAAACGAAGAGUCCGUUUUUUAAAAAACUUGAUAACGAAUGGGAAGCUUACAAUACACCAUACGAUGUGUUGUCAUGUAUGCACUAUCUUAAAAACGGUUUUUCGAAAAAUAGACAAAUGACCAUAGAAACUAAGGACCCGAAAUUUCAAGAUGAAAUUGGCAAACAAUUCACAUUGAGUGAUGGCGAUGCGCAACGAAUCGUUCGAAUGUAUAGGUGCCCUGGACAAUAUUGGAAUUCGUUACGCCAAUAAUCGAAAAAAAAAAUAAGCUGCGAGUGGUUCUACGAACAUUUUGUUUAUUUAUAUUCGAUUCAAUAAAUAGCGACGAUUAAAUU